AUGCCUGCAACCUUGGAGCAUGUUCUAUCACUGCUGCUGAGCUCAAAGGAGCAGCUGUGGGACUUCAAAUUGCUUGGGAUCGAGGCCAUCGAAGGGUGCACCUCAACCUGGAUUCGUCCACUGCAGUUGCUAUCAUUAAGAACUGCUCUGACGAUGAUCACAGACAUGGCCUACUGGCUACUCAUGUCUAUAAUCUUUUGA
Linum tenue is the source of this 201-nucleotide messenger RNA. Lineage: Eukaryota; Viridiplantae; Streptophyta; Magnoliopsida; Malpighiales; Linaceae. The record is from the annotation of a GenBank genome assembly.